AUGGCCGGUGCGGACGACAGUAGCGAUAAUCUCAAGCUGACGGCGAUUGACUCUCAUGAUCCUACCGAGUACGACAUAUCUCUGAACGUUGUCGAUUCAGAUCAUGAGCUUUCUUUCAUGUUGACCUACUGGAACUCCAAGAUCUCGCCUUCUCACGCAGAACACAUCAUUAGAGCCCUACUAUCAGCUCUAGCCAGCAUCGCUGAAAAGGUUGACCAGCCGAUAGUUAACGUCAACCUCGUCAGCACCGAGACCCGUCGCGAGAUGGACACUUGGAAUGCCAUUGGUAUGCAGGAACUUCACACAGAAUGUGUACACACCCUGUUCGAGCAGCAGGUCCAGGAGAUUCCUGAUCGUCCAGCCGUUUGCGCCUGGGAUCGCGAUUUUACCUAUCGUGAACUUGACGAAGCGGCCAAUGCCUUUGCCCAUCAUCUUCAUUCUCUCGGCUCAGCUAAACCCAAGCUUGACACAUUUGUUGUCACUUGCUUUGACAAGUCGGCUUGGGUUACUGUUUCUCAGAUGAGUAUCCUCAAGGCUGGUGCUGCGUUUGCUGCCAUUGAUCCAGCCCAUCCCAUCGAUCGCAUCAAGGGCAUUGUACACGACCUAGGAGCUUCUAUCCUGCUCACAGAGACAAAGUACAAAGACCGUUUCGAGGGUAUUUUCUCACGUGUUAUCGUUGUGGACCAGGAGGCGCUUGAUUCUCUCGGACCUCGACCUGACCCCCCUGUAACUGGGGUGAGCGGUAACAACUUGUCAUACUCUAUCUUCACCUCUGGUAGCACAGGCCAACCCAAGGGCAUCUUGAUUGAGCACCAGUCCUUAUCUACGGUAGCAAAACAUUUUGCUAAGCCUUAUCAGAUCGAUCGCAACACCCGAUCACUGCAGUUUGCCGCCAAUACAUUCGAUUUAUCUGUCGGCGAGACGUUCAUGGCCCUUCUCAAUGGAGGUUGUCUCUGUAUACCAACAGAGCGUCGUCGACUGGAAGAUCUGACUGGUGCUAUCAAUGAUCUCGACGUCAACUGGGCCUUCUUGACGCCAACCAUGGCAGACAUCUUGGAGCCAGACCUCGUUCCCAGUCUGAAAACACUCGUUUUAGCCGGAGAGGCCGCCACGUCGGAAAACAUCCGUCGCUGGCAUGAAAAGGUCGUUUUCAUCAUUGGAUACGGUCCUGCUGAAACAACCAUUGUUUGUAACUGCACCGACCGCGUCACAGCAACUAGUGACCCCGCAAACUUCGGUCCUGCUCGGGGCGCUGGUAUUUGGGUGACCGAUAUGAAUGACCCCUCUAUACUGCUGCCAGUCGGUGCAGUAGGAGAACUCCUCGUCGAGGGCCCAAUUGUCGGCCGUGGCUAUAUCGACCCCGUUAAGACGGCAGAGGUCUUUAUUGGCCCUCCUGCGUGGCUUAAGACAGAGUAUCCCAGACUCUACCGCUCUGGAGAUAUCGUACGAUACAACCCUGACGGCACUUUAUCCUUCGUUCGUCGAAGGGACAAUCAGGUCAAGGUACGGGGUCAGCGUAUCGAACUCAAUGAGGUCGAGGUCCAUGUAUCCCAAGCUGAUCCAGAGCUUCGUCACGCUGUUGUCCUGUACCCCAAGACAGGUGCUUGCCAAGGACGUCUCACUACAGUAAUCUCGCGUCGCCAACAUCAAGACGCAUCACGUAUCCUGGUCGCCGUUAACAACAAGGAGACCAUGGCUCGCAACCUGGCUCUUCGGAACAAAUUGUCAUCGACCCUGCCUGGUUACAUGAUCCCCAAGAUUUGGAUAGCUGUCGAGGAUAUGCCGCUUACAACCAACGGCAAGAUGGAUCGUCGACAGAUCCUCAACUGGGUGCAGAAGAUGACCGAUCAAGAUCUCGCCAGCAUCGUUUCCUCACCGGAAAAUAAUGUGGUAGGCUCACAAGGUGCAAGGAAACUGACACCUAUGGAGGAGACACUCGCCAAGGUCUGGAGCCAAGUCCUCAACCUCCCCGUUGAUUCUCUCCCGCUGGACCAAUCUUUUACCAGCCUUGGUGGCGACUCUAUUUCGGCGAUGCAAGUCGUUUCUAGGGCCCGGGAAUCUGGUGUCACUGUUUCGGUUGACAACGUUCUUCGCAGCCAGUCUUUGUCUGACCUGGCUACUCGGGCUCGAUUCAAGGCCCUUGUUCCCAGUACCAACGAGACUCAAUCCAUGGCCGUGGUGAAGAAUGACCCGUUCCCUCUACUGCCCAUACAGCGCAUGUUCUUCGAGAUGAAUCCUUCUGGCAAUAGCCAUUUCAACCAGACAUUUACGGUCCGACUUUCCAAGACUCUGGCUGCUGAGCGAGUAAAGACUGCCAUCGCCACCGUGGUGAAGCAACAUCCUAUGCUCCGCGCUCGCUUCUUCAAGGAUGGUAACAACGAUUGGACCCAGCAAAUUCUCCCUGAUGUUGAGGGUAGCUUCGAAUUCCAACAGGGAAGCUUCCCAUCUCUGUCCGAUGCAGUACCUGUUCUCGAUGCUUUGCAGACUAGCCUCGACAUCCAAAAGGGACCCCUCGUCACCUCCUAUCUCAUCAACCUACCUGACGGCCAGGCCCUAUCUCUCGCCGCUCACCAUCUAGUCGUCGAUCUUGUGUCCUGGCGCGUCAUACUCUCUGACCUCGAGCUUCUGCUCUCGUCUGAAUCUGCAUCUUCUUCGUUAGCACCUGAAGCUGUGUCGAUGCCCGUUUGGGCCGAAGCACUCCUUCAACGCGCUGGCGACUACAAUGUCGACUCAGUUCUCCCCUUUAAGGUGCCGUCUGCGGAUUUUGCCUUCUGGGAUAUGGAUAAUGGCCGGGACAAUGUCAUGUCGGACACGAACGUUAUUCAGACACGCCUAGACGCUAAGAGCACUGCAGCUCUCCUUGGCCGCGCCAAUACUGCCUAUGGAACGGACCCAGAUGACUUGAUGCUGGCAGCUCUCGCCUAUUCUUUCCACCGCAUCUUCUCCGAGCGCUCGCUCCCGGCCAUCUACAGUGAGGGCCACGGUCGAAACGCAUGGGAUGAUAGCAUUGAUUUAUCUCGCACCGUGGGCUGGUUUACAACCAUUUAUCCCUUGGCUGUCUCUAACGCCACCCUCGAUCUCAUUGAGACUGUUCGUCACGUCAAGGACAUAAGGCGUCGUAUUCGCGACAAGGGCUUUCCUUACUUUGCCAGCCGCUAUCUCACUGAUCAAGGUCGUGCUACCUUCAAGGAUCACACCUCAAUGGAGGUCCUCUUCAAUUAUCUAGGCCAGUAUCAGCAGCUACAGCAGUCUGAUGCUGUUAUCCAGGAGCUUGGGGCUCCACUUGAAAUUCAGGACGCUGCACCAAGUGCACCUCGAAUGGCUCUUGUAGACAUUGUCGCAGCUGUCGAGGGGUCUGAGUUAGUCCUGUCACUCAACUACAACACAAAGAUGGCCUAUCGCAAUCGUUUACGACUUUGGCUGGAUGAGUACAGCCUUGCUCUGAAAUCCCUAUCAACGGAGCUCCCUGAUAUUGCCCCCUCCUUCACACCAGGAGACUUCCCCCUCCUCAGCCUUGAUGACGCUAGUCUUGUAUCCCUCGCGGCGGCGUGCAAAGCCAAGAGAAUUACUGAAGAGGAAGAGACAACAGAUCAGCUUGGUUUCGACAUCGUAGACUCUCACGACCCCAGCGAGUACAACAUGACUGUGAACAUCCUCGACUUCAACAAGACUAUCGAGUUACAUUUCACAUACUGGACAGACAAGCUCUCAGACAGCUAUGCUUCAGAGGUUGUUCAGGCUUUACUGCGCGCAGUAGACGCUAUCGCCGAGAACCCAAGCCGUAAAAUGCCUGUCAUCGACCUCUUGAGCAACUCCAGCCGCCAACGUAUCAUGGACUGGAACAGCCAAGACCACCCACCAAUGCAGUCGACCGUUCAUGCUCUCAUUGAAGAACAGAUUCAAGCAAUCCCGAACAACUGUGCCGUGGCCUCGUGGGAGGGUGAGCUAUCGUACAGCGAGCUCGAUCGUCAUGCCACUCGUCUUUCCCUGUUCUUACGCAGUCUCGGCGUCGGACCUGAGGUUACAGUUCCACUAUGCUUCAAGAAGAGCAUCUGGACAGUAGUAGCUAUGCUGGCCGUCAUGAAAGCUGGAGGUGUCUUUGUGCCUCUGGAUCAUGCUCAUCCACCCGAUCGUGUUCAAAUGAUCAUCGAGCAGCUUCCAUCGCGUGUUGUUGCGCUCACAUCGCCCGAAUGCGUCCAGACUGUUGCACAUCUCGUCGAUAACACCAUCUCCGUCGAUGGAGCCUCUCUUGCCCAGCUAGAGAACCACGAGAGUGUCAACUCACCCGUCACUGCUGCUACACCAUCUAAUGGUGUUUACAUCAUCUUUACUUCCGGAUCGACCGGUCAGCCUAAGGGAGUUCUUCUUGAACAUUCUGCUGUUGCUACAGGUACAACAGCUCACGGUCACCACAUGUCUUACAGCCGAGAGUCACGAGUCCUUCAAUUCUCCUCAUACGCUUUUGAUGCAUGUGUAAUGGAGAUUAUCACAACACUUGUAUACGGCGGUUGUAUCUGUGUCCUGUCAGAGGAAGAGCGCAUGAAUGACCUCGUUGGGGCUAUCAACCGACUUCGCAUCAACUGGGCAUUCCUCACCCCGGCUGUUGCCAGCAUGCUUGAUCCAUCUGCAGUCCCUACUAUUCGUCUAAUUGCCAUUGGAGGCGAGCUUCUAGGGCAUGCUGUCGUGAAGAAAUGGCAAACAGAUACCUGCCAGGUCGUCCAGGUGUACGGACCUACGGAGUGUUGUGCAAUCUGCACGCAUGAUUAUAGGAAGGGAUUUGAACCGAGACCUGAAAUCAUCGGCACGGCUAUGGGCUGUAACACUUGGGUUGUUGAUCCCCGAGAUCCCAACAUCCUUAUGCCUGUCGGUGCCGUGGGUGAGCUGCUUAUUGAAGGCAAUAUCCUUGCACGUGGCUAUCUGAAUGAUCCUGUCAAAACGGAGGGGGCCUUCUUGACUGGUCUCUCAUGGCUUCCCAAUGGCCGCCUAUACCGAACCGGCGAUAUGGUUUCCUACGCUCCCGAGGGGCAAGGAAACAAGCUCGCUUUCAUUCGCCGCAAGGACACGCAGGUCAAGGUUCGCGGUCAACGCAUUGAGCUGGGAGAGAUCAGCUACCAGAUCGGUGCCGCACACGCUAAGAUCGCUACACGACUUGUUGUUCUCGGAGCCCGCGGUAAAUUUGCUGGAAAGAUUGUUGCCGUCUUGGCCUUCCACGGCUUGCCUGCGGAGCAAGGCGAUAACAACGAGCCAAUGCAGCUGCUGGAUAACCCCAAAGACCAGACUCAGGCCAGGGCCAUCAUCUCCGAAAUUGAAGACUUCAUCAGCGAUAAGUUGCCCUCUUACAUGCAACCAUUCGCCAUGAUUGCAGUCAACCGCAUGCCAGUCAACUCGUCUGGAAAGCUUGAAACACGUCGUGUGGCCGCCUGGGUAGAUGGCCUCAACGACGAGGCAUACAACCGCAUCAUCAACUUUGUUGACGAGCCCGAGACUGAGCCCGAGGCCGGCUUCCUUCAGAAGAGUCAAGCCGAGGAGAUCAUUCGUGGAGUAGUCGCCCAAGUGGUGAACAUGCCCCUGGAACAGGUCCCCCUACGCCGAUCCUUCUUCAGUCUUGGUGGUGACUCUAUCUCCGCCAUGGCCGUCGUAUCCCGCUGCCGUAACCAGGGCAUCGAGAUCACUGUCCAGAAUAUCUUCAAUCUGAAGACUAUCUCAGCCCUCGCAGAGUUUGCCAGCCGGGCCGCCAAACCCACCACCGUGAAAGCUGAGGAUGGAGUGGACAGAUCUGACGAGACCGACGUGGACUUCGCCCUAUCUCCUAUCCAGCAAAUGUUCUUCGACAUGUAUCCUGAUGGCAUCAAUUACUUCAACCAAAGCUUCUUGAUCCAGAUUCCUGCCACUGAGGACCUGACCCCGUCGCUCGUCCAUGAUGCGCUUCGGCAGCUCGUAGAUCGACAUUCGAUGCUGCGUGCUAGAUUCAGCGACGAGGAAGGCGAUUGGGUGCAACGGGUAACGGCUCCCGGUAAUGCCAAAUUACUCAACUUCCAAGACCAUGAUGGUGUAGCGGUUAACAAGGUGGCCAAACUCAUCGAGACCGUCCAAAGGUCGCUAGAUAUCCGCAGCGGUCCUGUUAUGGCAGCCUGUCUCAUGCACCUGACCGACAACCGAAGAAUCUUGGCCUUGGUCGCACACCAUCUCAUUAUCGACAUGGUGUCAUGGCGAGUACUUCUGGAGGAGCUCGAGAUCAUUCUGUCUGGCAAGGCCCAAACCCUGCAGGAUAAACUUUCGCUUGUUCCAUUCCAAGCCUGGGUUCGCACACAGCCCCGUCGUGUACAGAGAUGGAGCCCAUCCCGCGUGCUCCCUUACGACAUUCCCAAGCCCCGACUGGACUACUGGGGUUGGAAUGUAGAGGCCAACCCUUGUGGUUCUACCCGCGAGGUCAGCUUCACCCUGAACACCGACAUCACAAAGGCGCUCCUAGGUCCUUGCAAUGAAGCUUUCCAGACAGAUCCCCAGGACCUGUUCCUCGCAGCUGCCUUCCAGUCCUUUGCUGAAGCCUUCCCUGACCGUGGUCUCCCAGCCAUCUUUGUCGAGGGCCAUGGACGUGGCGACGGCGCUGCUGACAGUCUAGACCUCUCUCGCACCGUCGGAUGGUUCACUUCUAUCGUCCCCGUUGCCUUGGCAGACGACUCUGUCCCUGCUGGCGUCAUCGACAGCCUAAUGAGGAUCAAGGAUACCCGUCGGUCUGUCCCUGGCCAAGGUGUGCCAUACUUCUCCUACCGUUACCUCUCCGCCGCCGGUGUGCGAAAGUUCAGAGACCAUGACAAGAUGGAGAUCUUGUUCAACUACUUUGGCCAGUACCAGCAACUCGAGCGCGAUGAUGCACUCCUGCAACCUGUAUCCGACGUCGAGUUCCCUCGAUACGAUGCUGAUACGUCUGUUCGCCGCCUUGCCAUCUUCGAUAUAGCCGUCGCCGUAGCCGCAGGCGAGGCGACAGUAACCAUCACGAUGCCGGGCGCCCUAAGCCAAGAGCGUGUUGACGGCGUUUCGGUCUGGAUCGAUCGUCUUCAGCACCAUAUCAAGAACCUUACUGAUGCUACAAGCAACAUGUCAACUGGCUUCACACUGGAAGAUAUGCCUUUAAUGAAGGAUAUGACGUAUUCUGACCUCACCGACAUGCGGGAUGUAUGCCUCGAACAUAUCGGUGCAUGGGGGCCGGCUUCCAUUGAGGAAGUAUUCCCCUGCUCGCCAAUUCAACAGGGCAUCUUGCUGAGCCAGGCUCACAAGCCCGACCUCUACGAUGUGCGUGUCGCUCUGAAGGUCAGCUCGGCCAAAGGUUCUCUACAGGUAGAGGAUCUUGCAAAGGCCUGGAGUCAGGUCGUUCAACGGCAACCGAUGCUGCGUACUGUCUUCCUCCCUAACCUCCGCGGUAACGGCUCGUUUGACCAGGCCGUCCUACGAGAUCCCACACCACCCGUUCGACAUAUCAAUCUAGAGUUGGACGCUAGCGACGCCACAGACGACGAAGCAGUGUUGAAGAGGGUCAAAGCGGCUAUGGCACAAGUGAAUGGCGACAUAUUCGCCUACGGAAAGCUCCCUCACCAAUUUAUCACUUACGCCAUCCAGGAUCAGACUUUCGUGUUCAUUCGCCUUAGCCACGCCUUGGUCGACGGCGCCUCACUGCCUAUAGUGCUACACGAUCUACAGCAGGCCUAUGCCCACCGCCUAAGCUCCCAGCCGGGUCUUGGCUACAGAGAGCUGGUCUCAUUCAUCAACCAGCAGCCCGCUGAUCAAGCUAUUGGGUACUGGGCCGACUUCCUCAAAGGUGCCACUCCCUGUCGAUUCCCGCCCCUUCUCGAUAGCAUGAAGGUCCCUUCACCACCAGAACUGGAAGCAAUAGAAGUAGUAGUACCUCGCUCCGAGUCUCUAAGAGCUCUUUGUGCCUCUCAGGGCGUCACCAUGGCCAGCAUAUUCCAUGCCGCCUGGGCACUGGUCCUGCGUGCCUACUCUGGCGAAGACGAUGUCAUGUUUGGCUACCUGACAUCCGGUCGCGAUGCCCCUAUCGACGGCGUAGCCACACUCGUUGGACCCCUUAUCAACAUGCUUACCUGCCGCGUCAAUUUCAAUGACCGCAGCAAGUCUGUCCUGCAAGAACUCCGGCAAUUGCAGGACGAUCUUAUCGAGGGUAUCUCCAACCAGCACGUAUCCUUGGCUGAGAUCCAACAUCGUCUUGGGAUUGGAUCUGAGGGUCUCUUCUCAUCCAUUGUUUCAUUUCAGAAGCAUGAUGCUGCUGCAGCCGCUGACAACAAUGACGGUGGCCUCCUCAAGAUGACGCCAAUUGAUGGCCGCGACCCUACCGAGUACGAUCUGUCUGUCAACGUGCUUGAUGAGGCUGGCAAGGAUAUUGAGAUUCACUUCACCCACUGGACGUCCAAAGUCUCUCCUUCCCACGGGAAGCAGAUGAUGCGUGCGCUUUUGGCCGCCGUGGCCGGCAUUGCUGGAAACCCUGAUCAAUCUUUGGUCAGAGUCUCCUUAGUUGGUGAUGAAAUGCGACGCGACAUGGAUACCUGGAACGCCGCUGGAAUUCCCCUCACAUCUGACGAGUGUUUACAUGACAUUAUUGAGCGAAAGACCCAAGCUACGCCAGAGCGUCAGGCCGUCUGUGGUUGGGACCGAACAUUUACCUACCGCGAGCUUGAUGAAGCUGCCAACGCCUUCGCCAACCAUAUGCACUCUCUAAUUGACUUCAAGCCAGACACCUUUGUCGUUACCUGCUUCGACAAAUCUGCCUGGACUGUCGUCUCGCAGUUAGCUAUUUUGAAGGCCGGCGGCGCCUUUGUAGCUAUUGAUAGUAAGUUUCCCGCUGACCGUGUGGAGGUUAUUCUGUCCGAGUUAGGAUCACCGCCGAUCCUACUCACCGAAGCCAAAUACAAAGACCGCUUUGAGGGCCUGUUCCCACACAUCGCCAUCGUCAAUGAGGACAACCUUGGCUCUUUGGGUCCUGCCACAAAUCCUCCUUCGAUUUCUGUACGCAGCAAUCAUGCGGCCUAUAUCAUCUUUACUUCUGGCAGUACAGGUCGUCCUAAGGGAAUUGUUAUUGAGCACGGAUCCCUGUCCACGGCUGCACUGGUACACGCUGGCCCCCAUCAGAUCACCUCUGAUACGCGGUCUUUACAGUUCGCCGCCUACACAUUCGAUCUCUCCGUUGCCGAGACAUUCUACCCUCUGGCCCAGGGAGGCUGUGUUUGCGUUCCUUCUGAGAGCAGUCGUCUUGAGGACUUGCCCGGUGCCAUUAACUCUCUUGAUGUGAAUUGGGCCAUUUUGACCCCCACAGUCGCUGAUCUUCUCGACCCCGUCAGUGUCCCUGGCCUCAAGACACUUAUCAUGGGUGGCGAAGCACCAACAGCUGAUAAUAUUCGUCGAUGGUCUGACAAGGUCUUCCUUGUUAACAGUUAUGGUCCGGCCGAGACAACCAUGUGGAGUAACGCCGCAGGCCCUCUGAAUGCUGAUAGUGACCCUGCCAACUUUGGCCAAGCCAUGGGUUCUCACAUCUGGGUAACAGAUGCCAAUGACCCAUCUAUGCUGCUCCCCGUUGGAGCCGUAGGAGAGUUACUCAUCGAGGGGCCUCUCGUCAGUCGUGGCUACCUCGACGCUGAGAAGACCUCGGCGGCUUUUAUCAGCCCACCCGAAUGGAUGAAGACGCCAUACCCAGGAAAAUGCUUCUACAGAAGUGGAGAUAUUGGUCGAAGUCGCCCUGAUGGUUCCUUCUCAUUCGUACGCCGAAGGGAUAACCAGGUCAAGGUUCGCGGUCAGCGUGUUGAGCUUAACGAGGUCGAGGUGCAUAUAUCCAACGUUGAAUCAAGCAUUCGCCACGCCAUCGUGCUCUACCCAAAGAAGGGCGCCUGUCAGGGUCGUCUUACUGCCGUUCUCUCCCAAGAUCAUCCAGUAGGAGAAGGACAAAAGUCGACAAACUCUGGCUCAGGUGGUAUCACUGCCAUUCGUGGCGAGCAGGCCGCCACCGCCAACGAUAUUAUUCAGGAGAGGCUUUUGUCAACUCUGCCACCCUAUAUGGUCCCCAAGAUCUGGAUGACGGUUGAACAGCUCCCAUACACAACCAACGGCAAGACAGAUCGCCGCCAGAUCUUGGCCUGGGUCGAGUCACUAACCGAGUCCGACUUGGCCAGCAUUGUCAAACGCGAGUCCAGCACAGAUGGGACUGCAGAAUCGAUGAAAAGAGCCAAGACCCCGAUGGAGGAGCAUCUCUUCGCCAUCUGGGCCAGUGUUCUCAACUUGCCUGUCGAUUCAAUUCCUCAUGGCCAGUCCUUCACCAGCCUCGGUGGAGACUCCAUCACUGCCAUGCAAGUCCUCUCUAAGGCUAGAGAACGUGGAAUCACCACCACCGUCCAUGACAUCCUUCGCAGCCGAUCUAUCCCUGAUCUAGCCAGCCGUUCCCGUUUCAAAGGUAUCGCAGCGAACAGUGAAGAUGAUUCGAAGGCUUUGGCUACAGUGACAGACGAGCCGUUUUCCUUGUUACCCAUCCAACGAUUUUUCUUCAACACACAGCCGUCAGCCAAUCAGCACUUUAAUCAGUCGUUCAUCGUCCGUCUGACAAGAACCUUCACAGCCCAACAGGUCCAGACGGCCCUUACAACCACCGUGAAGCAUCAUCCAAUGCUCCGUGCCCGUUUCCUUCAUUCCGAUGAUGGAUGGAAACAGAAGAUCUGUUUGGAUAUCACCGGAAGCUUCAAGUUUGAACAUCGCAAGUUUUCCAACCUAGCAGACUCCAUGGACAGUCUCGAUAAGCUCCAGGCUAGUCUGGAUAUUACACAAGGGCCUGUGUUUACAUCCAGCCUCCUAGACCUCUCAGAUGGUCAAGCGCUCUUCCUUGCCGCCCACCAUCUUGUUGUCGACCUUGUUUCUUGGCGUGUCACACUGGCAGAUCUCGAGCAGCUUCUGGCAGCCUCUACCGCAGGAUCAUCUCCUCCAUCACUCCAGGGCGAGACUCUACCGAUGCCAGUAUGGACAGAGGCACUUAUUCAAAAGGCCACUGAGUAUCAUGUCGACUCUGUGUUGCCCUUUACCGUUCCUGCUGCCGACAUCUCAUUUUGGGAAAUGCCUUCUGGAAAUGAAACAAACAUCAUGGCCGAUGCUGUCGCUAUCCACACGAGGAUUGAUAAAGCCAGUACUGCGGCACUUCUUGGUCCUGCCAACACAGCCUUCGGCACAGACCCAGACGAUCUAAUGAUUGCUGCCCUUAUCUUCUCUUUCAGAAGUGUCUUCCCUGAGCGCCCAUCCAUCCCAACUGUUUAUACAGAGUCCCACGGCCGUAGUGCAUGGGAUGAUGGUAUCGACCUGUCCGGCACCGUCGGCUGGUUUACUACUAUCUCCCCCAUUGUUGUUCCUGAACAGAACACUGCAGAUCGCGAGCUUCUAUGGACAGUCCGCCAGGUUAAGGAUGUCCGACGUAGGAUUCCCGGCAAGGGACUGCCUUACUUUGCGUGUCGAUACCUAACCGAAGAGGGCCAAGCCGCAUUUGCGCACCAUGAGGAGAUGGAGAUUCUGUUCAAUUACCUGGGACAAUACCAGCAACUCCAGAAAUCCGACACUAUUAUCCAGCAAAUCACGAAAACGACAUCAAGAACACAGGACGUUGCAGAUUCCUCAAAUCGGAUGGCUCUCAUUGAUGUAAUGGCAGCAGUUGAAGACUCUGAACUGGUUCUCUCGCUUGGUUACAACACCAAAAUGGGGAUCCAGAGUCGCCUCCAAGUCUGGCUGGACGAGUUUAAGAAUGUGAUGGAAACCCUCGCAUCCCAACUUCCCGCCAUUUCUGCCACGUUUACACCUAGCGAUUUCCCGCUGCUGGGUCUAGGAGAAGACGGUCUCGUUACAUUCGCCAAUGCCACUAAGGAUAAGGUGGGUAGCUGGAACCCCGAGGUCGUCGAGGCUGCCUAUCCCUGCUCCCCUCUCCAACAAGGUAUCCUUCUCAGCCAAGCCAAAGACGACGCUUCGUAUGCGGUAUCUGGCAUUUGGAAGAUCUCUCCACCAAAAGGAGGCGCAUCAAUCGACCUGGCACGGAUCCAAGACGCUUGGCGCCGACUCGUCCAAUACCACCCAAUGCUGCGCACAGUCUUCUGUGAGAGCGGCAGAAAUGACGGUGUCUACGCCCAGGUUGUCCUCAGAGAGACUGCAACAGCAGCCCAGCCUACAAUUGAUGUUCAAAAGUACAACGGCGAUGACCCCGUUGCCUUCCUCCGGUCGUCGAACCCAGUACUGCCAUCAGAUAAGCCCCCAUAUGCCCUGAUCGUCUGUGAUGCAGGCCACGAUGUCUACCUUUCAAUCACUAUCAGCCACGCAUUGAUCGACGGAACCUCUAUGGGCCUCUUGAUGAACGAUCUGAUUCGCGCGUAUCAUGACACUUUGGAAGGAGUUGGACCUGACUAUGAAGCCUAUAUUGCUCACGUCUAUGAGAAACCUGUGUCCCAGUCCCUUUCUUACUGGUCUGACACACUUGCAUCUGCACGCCCGUGCCAUUUCCCAGUUCUUCUGGAUGGAGACGAAGCGGCAGAUACUAGGUCGCUGAACAAGAUCACGAAGCUCGUGCCUGGCGUCGAAGCCAUGCGCCUGCUCGGCCGCACCCACGGCGUGUCCGUUGCCAACUUCUUCCAGGUCGCUUGGGCAUUGGUCUUACGUGCCUUCACCGGCUCCGACGACAUCUGCUUCGGUUACCUCACUUCAGGUCGCGAUGUCCCCGUAGACCGCAUCGACGAGAUCGUCGGUCCUCUUAUCAGCAUGCUUGUCUCAAGUACCAACUUUGGCAUGGGAGAUGAUGCCCUCUCUGCCCUGGAGCUGCUGCAGACCAUGAACCGCACCUACAUCGACAGCCUGCCCCAUCAACACUCCGCGCUGGCCGACAUACAGCGCGCGUUGAGGAUCGGCAAAAAGGGUCUUUUCAAUACCGUUAUGUCGCUACAAAAGGUGACAUUGGAAGACGAGAUUCCAGGACAACUCGAGCUCGAUGUUGUUGAAGGACAUGACCCCAGCGAGUAUAAUAUCACACUCAACAUAGUCGAUCUUGGUGACACUAUUGAGCUGCAUUUAACAUAUUGGACCGAUAAGCUGUCCGAUAACCACGCAUCGGAUGUUGUCGAGGCCACACUGCGUGCCCUAGAUGCACUCAUCCAGGAUCCAAACCGCACUCUGCCAGUGGUUGAUUUGCUAGGCGACAGUGGUCGCCGGCAGAUCAUGGAAUGGAACAGCGAGGGACAACCACAACCUGCCAUCGAGUCUACUGUUCAUGCCAUCAUCGAAGGUCACGUAGAGGACUCGCCUCAACAUUGUGCGGUCACCUCUUCAUGGGAAGGCGAACUGUCAUAUGCCGAGCUUAACGACCACGCCGCCCAACUCGCCGUCUACCUGCGCAGCCUUGGUGUUGGACCCGAGGUCACAGUGCCGCUUAUCUUCACAAAGAGUAUCUGGAUGGUCGUUGCUAUGCUUGCCGUUAUGAAAGCAGGCGGCGUGUUCGUUCCUCUAGACCCAGCCCACCCUCCUGAGCGCAUCACCAUGAUUGUCGAGCAACUUCCGCACCGGAUUGUAGCUCUUGCGUCACCUGACCGCACCGACCGCAUCUCGGCUCUUGUUGACACCACCGUGGCUUUGGAUGUGAAUGCAUUUGCCAGUUUCGCGAAGCAAAGCACCGCAGAUGACAAACUAUCAUUGGAUCUCGCUACGCCAGAUAACGCCGUCUACAUCAUUUUCACAUCGGGCUCAACCGGCCAACCCAAGGGUGUAAUGAUAGAGCACCGCGCCGCUGUAACUGGCACCACAGCCCAUGGACGUGCUCUCUACUUCAACAAAGAUGUCAGGACACUACAAUUUUCCUCCUACGCCUUUGACGCCUGCAUCACUGAGAUCAUUACCACCCUUGUUCAUGGAGGCUGCGUGUGCGUUCUAUCUGAGGACGAGCGAAUCAACGACCUUGCAGCGGCCAUCAACCGGCUGUCUGCUACCUGGAUGCUUCUGACGCCUGCAGUAGCUAGUACACUCGACCCUUCUGAGGUGCCCUGUAUCCGUUACAUAGCUCUGGGAGGCGAGUCCGCAAGCCAUGCUACCGCCAAGAAAUGGAGCGAGGGUGGCUGCAGGGUUCUUCAUGCCUAUGGGCCAACAGAAUGCACCGUCAUGUGCACUUAUGACGACAGAACUGGACAUCCCACACGUCCUGAGGUCAUCGGUGGCUCUGUAGGUUGCAACACGUGGGUAGUAGAUCCCCGCGACCCAACCGUGCUGAUGCCCAUCGGCGCCGUAGGCGAGCUCCUUGUCCAGGGCCCUAUCCUGGCCCGCGGCUAUCUCAACAGCCCUGAAAAGACGCAAGAUGCCUUCGUCAGUACCGGUCUCCACUAUCUACCUGGAGUCCAGCGUGCAUACAAGACUGGAGAUCUUGUCUCCUACUGCUCUGAGGGCAAGGGUAACAAGCUCAUAUUUGUACGACGAAAGGACACCCAGGUCAAGGUGCGAGGCCAACGUAUCGAAUUGGGCGAGAUCAGCUACCAGAUCAGUGCCUCUCACGACAGGAUCGCAACUCAAAUGGUGAUGCUUGGGUCCAGUGGAACCUUGGCCGGAAAGAUCGUUGCAGUGUUAUCCCUCCGUGGUUUACAAGCGACAGAGGAUAGCAGAGAUAUCGAGCCUUUACAGUUGCUCGAUAACCCUGAAGACCUGCUAGUCGCCAAGGCCACUGUAUCGGAGGUCCAGAACUACAUUGCUGACAAGCUCCCCGCCUACAUGCAUCCUUCCGUCUUCGUUAUUGUUAACCAGAUGCCCAUCAACUCAUCCGGCAAACUCGAAAACCGACGUGUGGCUCAGUGGAUUGACGGGAUCUCAGCCGAGAUGUACGACCGCAUCGUGAGCAGCCUAGCUGAUAACGAGCCAGAGGCCGCAAUUGAGAGCGUCCAAGGCCCUGCACAGAUUAUUAGCGAGGCAGUGGCCGAGAUUAUCAAUCUGGCAGCAGGACAAGUACCCCUUCGCCGCUCCUUUAUCAGCAUGGGAGGUGACUCUAUCACCGCUAUGCAGGUCAUGGCCCUCUGCCGCCGACGAGGCGUCUCCCUCCCUGUGCGAGAUAUCCUCAAGAGCGCCAAUAUCAUCGAAAUGGCAGCCAAGGCCCAGCAGCUCAGCGGUUCUACCGUCGACGCUGAUGCAGCAAAGUCCAACGACGUUGACGAUCUUAACCCCUUCCCCCUUACACCCAUCCAGAAACUUCAUCUCGCGCAAUUUCCCCAAGGAGAGAACCACUACAACCAGAGCAUGCUCCUCAAGCUACGACGCCCUACAUCGGAUAGUGUGCUUCAGUCGGCUCUCUUGGAGUUGGUUCGUCGUCAUCCGAUGCUCCGCGCCCGUUUUGAAAAGGUGCUCCCUGCAGGCCACUGGACCCAGAGGGUGACUAUGGAUGUCGAGGGCUCGCUUUCUUUCUCUACAUCCAAGAACGAGACUUGGGAAGAGGCCCAGGACAUUAUGGUCGAAGCCGAACGAUGCCUGGAUAUUACCACCGGCCCCUUGAUGGCGGCCAGACUGGUCCAUACCCAAGACUCUACGUCUCUCUUCAUGGUUGCACACCAUCUUGUCAUUGAUCUCGUGUCCUGGAGAGUACUCUUACAAGAUCUGGAGCAACUCAUUGCUGGAACAUUACUGCCUAAGACACAGAUGUCCUGGUCAUACCAGCGAUGGGCCCGCAGUCUAGAGAACUACGCCGCAACCAACGCAUCGACUGCUCUAGCCCUGCCGUUUACACCUUCAGAGCCAGAUCUCGAUUUCUGGGGAAUAGACGCAGCGUCGAACAACUUUACCAACUUGGAGCAUGGUGAAUUCACUCUGGACCCUGCUCUAACCUCAGCGCUUCUCGAGGCCGCCGACACGACCCUCAAGGCUGAAGUCAUCGAUGUUUUACUGGCUGUAGCCGCGCACACAUUUUCCGCCGUCUUCUCUGAGCGGUCUGCGCCUACAUUCCACACUGAGACUCACGGUCGAGAUCACCCGCUGGACAUGUCGGCAUCAGUCCAUGAAACAGUCGGUUGGUUCACGGCCAUUGUGCCGCUUGUUCUCAACUCUCAUGGAGACGACUAUGUUGAUUCUGUCAUCCGGGUCAAGGAUAUGCGUAGGGCUAUCCCAGGUCUGGGAGUGCCCUACUUUACAGCCAAGACGCUCACAGGAUCACAAUCGUUACCUGUUGAGAUCCUCUUCAAUUAUCUCGGCCGAUUCCAACAGCUCGAGCGCGAUGAGGGUCUUUUCGAGUCCCUUCCGAAGUCUAUGGGCCCCGUCGACGUCAACCUUUCCGCUGCCCGUAUAUCGGUCCUUGAUAUCUCUGCUGUGGUGGAGAAAGAUGCCUUGAACGUCUCCUGGAACUAUCCUGCAGGAAUCCAGCACCUGGACAAGCUGGAAAAGUGGUUCACCCUUUAUAACCAGGCGCUUGUUGAUGUCGUAUCUGCACUACAGAAGACUUCCUACCAGCUCACAAAGAGCGACCUGCCCCUCCUUCCCAUAUCCCACGAACAGCUCAAGCCACUCAACGAGACAUUAGCAACAGUCUCGCGUCAUGGAACAGAGGGAGUAGAGGACGUAUACCCCACGUCGCCCAUGCAGCGCGGCAUUCUUCUCAGUCAGUCCAAGGAUGCCUCACAGUAUGAAGUCCAUGCCGUCUGGGAGAUCACACCCUCCAAGGGCAACAACUCACAAGUUGAUGUCCCUCGACUUCAGCGAGCCUGGCAACGUGUCAUCCAGCGACACCCGAUGCUCCGUACAGUGUUCAUUAGCAGUCUCCUUGAUAGUGCAGCAUUCGAUCAAGUCGUCCUGAAGAAGUUCCGUCCGUCCAUCAAGAGCUUGACCUACGAUGACGAGGAGGAUCACGAGGUUGCAAUGGAAGAGCUCUGGGACUCGGCGCAUGGAAGCUUCGAUGCUGAUGCUCCUGCGCACCGCCUUGCUAUCUGUGCUGGGCCUGAAGGCAAUGUUUACGCUCACUUCCAAGUCAGCCAUGCCUUGAUCGAUGCAACUUCAUUGCAGACUAUCAUCCGAGACUGGGCUCUCGCUUACGCCAACCCUAAUGUCCCCGCUGUCCCUGGCCCCUCGUACUCGAGCUACAUCGCUCACACUCAAAAGACGUCCCUCGAUGCAUCCCUACGCUUCUGGGCAGAUCAGCUCGAUGGAGCAGCGGCGUGUCGUCUUCCCCGGCUGACUGAUGGUUCUGUACCCACAGAGAAACGCGAAAUCCGCCACUUACAUACCGACGUUACCUUCGGAGCCCGCCUCAGGGCACUAGCGAAGAAGCUCAACGUUUCCAUGCCUAGCAUCUUCCAGCUUGCAUGGGCUAUGGUGCUCCGCUCCUACACUAACCUCCAGGACAUCUGUUUUGGCUACAUUGCAUCCGGCAGAGAUGUCGAGCUCGACGGUAUCUUGGACGCCGUAGGACCAUUCAUCAACAUCCUUGUCUCCCGCGUUGUUUUUGCCAACGGAGACACAGCUACAGAGUUGCUGGAAGAGCUCUUUGGCACGUACUUGGACAGCCUCCCGCACCAGCAUGCAUCCCUGGCCGAUAUCAAGCACGCCCUCAAGAUGCCUAGCGGACAGCUAUUCAACACCGUGUUGUCGUUCCAGAAGGUUUCCCAGUCCAAGGGUCCUUCGAAAGCUCAGGACCUCCCAAUCUCGUUCCGUUCCAUUGGAGGAGCGGAUCCGACAGAGUUUGAUAUUACACUCAGUGUGUUUGAGUCUGACUCCGACAUUAACUUCACGUUCCAAUAUUGGAACUCAUUCCUUUCCGAAGCCCAAGCAAACAACCUUGCCCAGAGUCUCCUCCAGGCUCUAGGUGCCAUUGAAGCUACUCCAGCAGUUGCCGUCGAUACUCUCCAUCUUGUGCCCAUAGAGCACAUGAACCAGCUCAAGUCAUGGGGCGAUCGUCUUCCCGCAGCUGUUGAUAGACGUGUCCAUGACCUUUUCAACGACAUGUGCAUCAGCAGACCAACAGCACCUGCUAUCCAUGCGUGGGACGGGGACUUCACUUACGCCGAGCUUGACCAGGCUUCGUCACGCCUGGCCGGUCUUCUUCUUGAGGAGGGUGUCAAGCCCGAUACUUUCGUUGCUGUCUGUUAUGAGAAAUCAGCCUGGGUUGCCGUCGCCUUCCUCGCCAUCCUCAAGGCGGGUGCCGCCUUCAUGCUCCUAGACCCAGAAGCGCCGAUAGAGCGUAUGCAAAACAUGAUGGAGCAGACUGAGACGUCCGUAGUCCUGUGCUCACCCACGUACGAGGACACGGUUGAAGACUGGGAUGCCAGCGCGAUCGUCGUCAGCAAAGAUGUCAUCUCCGCCUUGCCCGAUUUCGCUGGUCCGUUCCCAGACGUUCCAAGUUCCAGCGCCGCCUAUAUCAUCUUCACAUCCGGAACGACUGGCAAGCCCAAGGGUGCCAUUAUUGAGCACCGUGCCUACUGCAGCAGUGCCGUAGCGCAGAUGAAGGCCUUUUGUGUCGGGCCAGAGUCUCGCUUCUUGCAAUUCGCCUCCUUCAUGUUCGAUGCUACCAUGAUCGAGAUGGUCACGCCUCUUCUCGCCGGUGGAUGCGUCUGUAUCCCUCGACGACAAGAUAUCAUCAGCGACAUGCCUCGUGUUGUACGAGAGAUGAACAUCAACAUGGCCAUCCUCACGUCCUCUUUCAUCAGGACUGUCACCCCGGAGGAUGUCCCCUCUCUCAAGAGACUUCUUCAGGGUGGAGAGCCUCUGUCUCAGAAGGACGUCGAUAUUUGGGCCAACAAAGUCCAACUGGGCAACGCCUAUGGCCCCAGUGAAUGUUCGGUCGUGGCGUCUUGCCUGUCAACUGUGACAGGAACCUCAGAGCCGUCUAACAUCGGUUACCCGACUGCAUGCGCCCAUUGGGUGACUGAGCCAGCCAACAUGGACCGUCUUGUUCCUAUCGGAGCCAUAGGCGAGCUGCUGCUGGAGGGCCCCACACUCUCGCGAGGCUACAUCAACAAUCCUGCCAAGACCUCUGAGGCUUUUGUCACAGGUCUCCCUUGGGCGUCUCAAAUGGGGCGUUCCCCGGAUACACGCUUCUACGCCACUGGCGACUUGGUGCGCCUUAACUCUAAUGGUUCGGUCACAUUCGUCGGCCGCAAAGAUACGCAGAUCAAGAUCCAUGGCCAACGCAUGGAGCUGGGCGAGAUUCAACAUCACUUGACAACAAUCAAUGAAAUCCGACACUCCAUCGUCUUGAGCCCAUCUGAGGGUCUCCUCAGCAAGCGUCUUGUGGCUGUUCUAGAGCUCAAGGACGUCUCCUCCCCAGCUGCCUCCCCUCAAGACAUCAGCCUCAUCGCACCAUCCCUCCGUUCCAAGGCCACCGAGAGCAUUCACCGUAUCCGUGAUCUUCUCACCCAACGACUUCCUUCCUACAUGAUCCCAUCUACCUGGAUUGUAGUACAGAGCAUGCCAACCAUGAUUUCUGGGAAACUCAAUCUCCCAGCGGUGCAGUCUUGGGUGCAGAAUAUUAAUGAGGAGACAUAUCAGGAGAUUCAUGCAGCAGAGGCAGUCGAUGAACUAGACCGAAGUGACCAGAUCGCUAUGCAGGUCAGUCGCAAACUAAGCUCGCUCCUCAGCGAUGCUCCCGGCGCCACAAGUCGUCCAGAAGACCUUGUGGGCAAGGAUAUCGUACCCAUGCAGUGCGGCCUGGACUCUAUCACAGCAAUUGCCCUCUCGGCAUGGUUGCGCAAGACCUUUAGCGUAACUAUCUCGCUCGCCACCUUGCUCUCUCUUGAUACAAGCAUCCGGACACUUGCUGCUUCCAUCAGGCAAGAGACAGGAGUAACUGAAGUCUCUGGUCCCUCCACGGCCGUGUCUGCCAUAGCAGCAUCCACGACGAAGGGUUCUAUCGACAUGCGCGCAGAAUUCCAGCAUUUUGACCAGAGCUUAUCCAAGCUACCUAUAACGCAAAUCAGCAAUCAUGACCCGGCUCAACGCCCAUCGACGUUCCUUGUGACGGGCGCCACCGGGUUCCUCGGCAGCCAGAUUGUCAGACAACUCCUUCUCCGGCCUACAGUCAAGAGGGUGAUCUGUCUAGUCCGCGCAGAUGACGACGCCCUGGCCCAAGAGCGACUGGUAGACGUCGCCCGCAAGGGACAGUGGUGGGUACCCAACCUGUCAAGCCGCGUCCAGGCGUGGAGUGGCGACCUUGGAAAACCACACCUGGGACUCAACGCCAAACGCUGGUCAUCUGUGGUCGGUGGUGAAAUUGAAGCCAUUAUCCACAAUGGCGCUAUGGUCCACUGGCAUCUGAGCUACCGCGAUCUCAAGGAAGCCAAUGUCAACAGUACCUUUGACCUCCUCUCCGCCAUGUCGACAGCGCCUUUACCUCUGCGCUUCGCCUUUGUCACUGGCGGACAUUUCGCCGAUGAAAAUCCAGAUGAUGACGAAAUCCUUGGCCUCCUCAAAGAUAGCGAUGGAUACUCGCAGUCAAAGUUCCUCUCCGAGGCGCUCGUCCGCUCUCACGGGCAACGACUGCGUAGCCAUCACUCGGCAAAAUUCCCGGCCCCCGUUGUCAUCCAGCCCGGCCUUGUCAUCGGUGACGGAGAACAUGGCAUCGCCAACCUUGAUGAUUUCUUGUGGCGAGUUGUAGCCUCAGCUGUUCGCAUCGGUGCCUACAAUGCAGACGAGUCCAACGACCCCAACAGCUGGCUGCUCGUCGCUGGCAGUGAUCAGAUUGCCUCGGCCGCCGUGGAUGCCUGCAUCCUCCCAGUCUCUGCCUCAGCAAAAAGCCCGACAUCUGUCCGUUUCGUUGAUGGUGUCCCCGUAAAUGAACUCUGGGACCUACUCAUCGAAGACUUCGGCUUCAACAUGCGCCCCAUGUCCAGCCAAGAAUGGCUUCAGGCUCUUGAGGCCGACAUGGAGAGUGAAGGUGCUAGCCAUCCCCUCUUCCCCGUCUUCGCUUUUCUGCAGUCGAAGCAAGGAGCUGUUGGGGCAGUAAAGGUCGAGAAUGGGCUCCCCGUGUGCGCCCAAGAUGAGGUUUUGCACCGGCUUAGGCGCAGUCUCCAGUACUUGGUUGAAAUCGGCUUCUUUGCCUCAUCAGGUCCUGGCCAGGUAAACGGAGCCUUGACCAAGAAAAACACUUUCCGUCGCACUGGCUUAAGACCGGCCAAGACAUCUUUCUUUUAA
Molecule: messenger RNA, 21156 nt
Organism: Fusarium sp. VM40
Lineage: Eukaryota; Fungi; Ascomycota; Sordariomycetes; Hypocreales; Nectriaceae
Source: the annotation of a GenBank genome assembly